This is a messenger RNA of Hippopotamus amphibius kiboko, 2219 nucleotides long. RefSeq names its product heterogeneous nuclear ribonucleoprotein L-like. Lineage: Eukaryota; Metazoa; Chordata; Mammalia; Artiodactyla; Hippopotamidae. The record is from RefSeq and is a predicted model, not a curated record. Gene Ontology annotation, biological process: regulation of RNA splicing; mRNA processing. The transcript has a single exon. Gene Ontology annotation, molecular function: mRNA binding. Bases 1 to 1626 code for a protein of 541 amino acids. Gene Ontology annotation, cellular component: nucleus.
AUGUCCUCCUCCUCAUCCUCCCCCAGGGAGUCGUACGAGGAGGACAGAGAGUACGAGAGCCAGGCCAAGCGCCUCAAGACCGAGGAGGGGGAGAUCGACUACUUGGCGGAGGAAGGGGAGAACCGCCGGGAAGCGACGCCCCGGGGCGGGGGCGAUGGCGGCGGCGGCCGGAGCUUCUCACAGCCGGAGGCAGGUGGAAGUCGUCAUAAAGUUUCUGUUUCACCCGUUGUCCAUGUUCGAGGACUAUGUGAAUCUGUGGUGGAAGCAGACCUUGUGGAGGCUCUGGAAAAAUUUGGGACAAUAUGCUAUGUGAUGAUGAUGCCGUUUAAACGGCAGGCUCUAGUGGAAUUUGAGAACAUAGAUAGUGCCAAAGAAUGUGUGACGUUUGCUGCAGAUGAACCCGUGUACAUAGCUGGUCAGCAGGCUUUUUUCAACUAUUCUACGAGCAAAAGGAUCACUCGGCCAGGAAAUACUGAUGAUCCAUCAGGAGGCAACAAAGUUCUUCUGCUAUCAAUUCAGAAUCCUCUCUAUCCAAUUACAGUGGAUGUUUUAUAUACUGUAUGCAAUCCUGUUGGAAAAGUGCAGCGUAUUGUUAUAUUCAAGAGAAAUGGAAUACAAGCAAUGGUUGAGUUUGAAUCAGUCCUUUGUGCCCAGAAAGCUAAAGCAGCACUUAAUGGAGCAGAUAUAUAUGCCGGAUGUUGCACACUAAAAAUUGAAUAUGCAAGGCCAACUCGUCUAAAUGUUAUUAGGAAUGACAAUGACAGUUGGGACUACACUAAACCAUAUUUGGGAAGACGAGAUAGAGGAAAGGGUCGCCAGAGACAAGCCAUUCUGGGAGAACACCCUUCUUCGUUUAGACAUGAUGGCUAUGGAUCCCAUGGUCCAUUAUUACCCUUACCAAGUCGUUACAGAAUGGGCUCUCGAGAUACACCUGAGCUUGUUGCCUAUCCGUUACUGCAGGCUUCUUCCUCUUAUAUGCAUGGAGAAAAUCCUUCUGGUUCAGUUGUAAUGGUUAGUGGAUUACAUCAACUAAAGAUGAAUUGUUCAAGAGUCUUCAACCUAUUCUGCUUAUAUGGAAAUAUUGAAAAGGUAAAAUUUAUGAAGACCAUUCCUGGUACAGCACUGGUAGAAAUGGGUGAUGAGUACGCUGUAGAAAGAGCUGUCACACAUCUUAACAAUGUCAAGUUAUUUGGGAAAAGACUUAACGUUUGUGUGUCUAAACAACAUUCAGUUGUUCCAAGUCAAAUAUUUGAGCUGGAGGAUGGUACAAGUAGCUACAAGGAUUUUGCAAUGAGCAAAAAUAAUCGCUUCACAAGUGCUGGCCAAGCAUCUAAGAAUAUAAUCCAGCCGCCCUCGUGCGUGCUUCAUUAUUAUAAUGUUCCAUUGUGUGUCACAGAAGAGACCUUCACAAAGUUGUGUAAUGACCAUGAAGUUCUUACAUUCAUCAAAUAUAAAGUGUUUGAUGCAAAACCUUCUGCCAAAACACUUUCUGGGCUCUUAGAAUGGGAAUGCAAAACUGAUGCAGUAGAAGCCCUCACAGCACUAAAUCACUACCAGAUAAGAGUUCCAAAUGGUUCCAAUCCCUAUACACUGAAGCUUUGCUUUUCUACAUCAUCCCAUUUAUAAGAAGAGAAGAGCAUGUUACAGUUUAUGUUUACCUUUAUUACAAAUUUAAAGCUACACUUCAUUUAAAAAAAAAACUAAAAUGGUUGAUCUAAUGUUGCCUUGCUUACUUUGAUUUAAGAUCCUGUUCUGUAAUAAAUAUUUUGCCUUGAGUAAAUUUGUUGCAAACUUAAAUACUGAAUUGCUUUCAUUUUAAAUAGAAUAUCAUAAUGUAGACUAUCUACAGCUUCCUUGUAGAUUACACAAAUAUAUGAUUUCUAAUCUUAUUUUUCUUCCACAGUGAAAAUAUAUUUGCAUUCUUAAUGCUAAUUAUCUGCAAGUAUUUUUCCAUUGUGUAUGAGAUUAAUGCAGGUGAAAGUAUUGCAUUUUAAUAUUAUAGAAUUUCUAUUAUAUGUUUAGAUGUUUAAGUAUGUUGCAGUUAUUCAUAUUAAACAUAACUUGUAUUUAUUAAGUAUUUUAAUCAAGUUUGAGAAUAACAUUGCAUAUAUUAAAUUUUAAGUACUACAGAUUUAGCUGAUUUUAUAUUUCUGAGAGGCUAACAGACAUAUGGAUACACUUGUACAGUAUGCACUCAAACUUAUUUAAAUUGGUGUAUU